AUGGAAAAUGAGGGGACGAGAGGAAAACACGACAUCGAUCAGGGGUUUGAGAGCGACCAACAUCCGGGCAUCAUCAUUCACGACUCUGAGGGAUUCCAAUCCGGAAAUAAGAAGGAGGUGACUGCGUUUGAAACGUUCAUUAGGAAACGAUCUCCAGACGCAGACCCUGAAGAAAGGCUCCAUGCUGUUUGGAUAUGCAUUGAAGCAGAUACCGCACGGCCGAUUCAAACAGCAAUGGAAAAUGUCAUUGGGACCCUCACCAAGUAUGCGCCAAACAUCCCUGUCUUCAUAGUCGCUACGAAGAAAGACAGGUUCCUGAAAGAUCACGACGACAUUGAAAACAAAGACAUCAAAGCCUUCGAGUCUUCCCAAGAUGUAUCUCCCGAUACCAGGGCAAAGGUGGAUACAAUACUACAACAACGUCAAAAGUUCUUUGAGGACACAUUUAGCAAUGAUUGCCGAGGUUUCAGGAAAGAUCAUAUGUGGUUUGCAUUCGUCUCAAAAUAUGAUCAGCAGUCGAUUCGAGCACUAGUGAAUCGCACCGUUGACGAGAUAGCCGACGAUAGCGUUUACAUGAGUUUGGUAGCCGCCCAGGUCUGCGACAUUCAGCCCAAAGUUGACCUGGCCAUCAACGAAACGAUACGUUUCCUUGGUCAUGCCAUCCGUACCAUGUACGUAGCAAGUCCAGCGCUGAUUGGGGCUGGGGUGGUUGCGCCUACGGUGUCCCGCCUCCUCUGCAACAGGAUCAUCCGCUGCUUUGGAUUCCCGAAAAUCGAGGCAAAGUACGUGGAUGAUAUCAUGAGCAAGGUCGUCUGGUCGAACCUUGCGAAGUUCAUGACGCAGACCUUCGCGCCAGACACGGCGGUUGCAGGAGGCAUGGCAGCGCUGACUCUCGUCACCGGAGGUAUCGCGCUCAUUCCAGGUAUCCCAUUUUUGGAGACACCUCCAGCGGCUCGCUUGAUCAUAAAGUGCGCAUGCGACUUGAUUCUGAUUCUGCAAUGCGCGUUCCAGUCCGGCAACAAUAAAUUUGUCACCAAUGAAGAGAUCCGCGCCGCGACAAUCGAAUACAAGACCAAAGGUCGAUCCCAAACGGGAGGAGUCUACGAGUCCAUUCGCGAUGUUGUCCACAAGGAAAUAAACAAGCUCAUUCCGUUGAUGCCGUCCAAGCAGGCAGCCCGCAUGCUGUCGAACAGCAACAAAUCUCGCAUACAAGCCACUAUGAGGGACAUCAUCAGCGAUAAUUCUUUCACGAAGGAGGACCCCACACUUUUUCGACAGGAUUCCAUCUCAACUUCAAGUCUCCUCAGUUCAUCCAGUUCUUCUACAGAGGCAGAGGAGAUAAGUGUUUUGUUCAAAAGCAAAGAGGGCGGUGGAGUAGUAUUGUGA
This is a messenger RNA of Lasiodiplodia theobromae, 1386 nucleotides long. RefSeq names its product Ras GTPAse. The record is from RefSeq and is a predicted model, not a curated record. The transcript is spliced from 4 exons. The coding region runs from base 1 to 1386 and encodes 461 amino acids. NCBI's taxonomy places the organism in Eukaryota, Fungi, Ascomycota, Dothideomycetes, Botryosphaeriales, Botryosphaeriaceae.